This is a messenger RNA of Hyla sarda, 2198 nucleotides long. RefSeq names its product rac GTPase-activating protein 1-like. The record is from RefSeq and is a predicted model, not a curated record. Bases 67 to 1977 code for a protein of 636 amino acids. Gene Ontology annotation, biological process: signal transduction. The transcript has 17 exons. Lineage: Eukaryota; Metazoa; Chordata; Amphibia; Anura; Hylidae.
UCCCGUCAGUGCGCGUUGACGUCAGCAGUCUGCCACGUUUAUAAAGGCCCCACGUAUCGUCACGUGAUGCCGAGUUCACGUCAGAACUGUCAACCGGCCCCUGCGGGGAGGAUUGUGGGAGUCAGCUGGGGGGUGGCAGCCAUGAUCAAGAUGGGGGAGUCUCGAAAGCGUGCGCUUCAGUCCUACGUUGACCGCUUGCUAAAACUCAUCGAGUUCAACACCGCCACCGAGGAAGACUUUAUCCAGGUCGCUCAGAGUUUUGAAGCGACGAGGAGGCGAUGGCAGGAGGCGGAGAAGGAGCUAAGGGAGAAACGGGAGAUAAUGCUGCGAUGCGAGAUCGAGCGCUCGGCGCUGCAGGUGAAGCUGAAGCACGCCCGCAAUCAGGUGGACGUGGAAAUGAAGCGACGCCAGAGAGCAGAGACCGAGCUGCAGCAAGUGGAGCGUCAACUGCAGCUGAUUGGGGAACUGCUACAGAGUGACAGUCAGAACGCGGCGCCUCUUAGCGACUCCGUUUUGGCGUUCUUCGGAGGAGGCCGCUCUAACCCUGCGUCCCAGGGUGCUGGAAACAGGUUGUCCGUGGUAGACGAGUCUUGUGGUUCCUUCCUAUCGGACAUCAGCUACGACCAGACCGACGAUGACCUGGAUCUGGAUGAGUUUUCUGGGAGACCCGUAAAGCUGAAGCCACGGGAGAGAAGGCGCUCCUCCCUCACUCAUCUGAUCGCUCCGUUUAUGAAGAAGCCGCGUCCGAGCUUGACCGCUGCCGUAGUAAAUGAGAAUAUCAAGGAAGCGAUUAUUGCAAAAACCACCAUGUUGAUCUCAGACUCCGGGCCGAUCCACGCAACGUCCAGCAUAGAGUCCGUGCCACGCCGACGAUCACGCAAGAGCAGGGUGUUCUCAUUGAUGCAAGACCAGAAUUCUGUCUUACCCCAAAUUAACGAGGCCGAUCAGGAACUGGACCAAGAAAUCCCUCAAUCCAACAACCCAGUAAAACCGCACGUCUUCUUGUCCAAAACGAUGAUCCGGGCGGAGCAGUGCUCUGUGUGCGGACAGAAGACCCGCUUUGGGAAAAUGUCUUUGAAGUGCAGAAAUUGUCGGAUUUUAAUUCAUCCCGAAUGUCGUGAUUUCUGCUCCAAGUUUUGUCCCUCUACCUCUCUGCCCCCUCGAAACGCAGCGCCAAAAAAAGGACAGGUGCUGCUGUGUGACUUUGCCCCGGCCUCCCCUCCCAUGGUGCCCGCUCUGGUGAUUCAGUGUGUGAAUGAGAUAGAGAAGAGGGGACUGAAUGAGCGCGGUCUUUAUCGCGUUUCCGGUUGCGAGCGGCUGGUGAAGGAGCUGAAGCAAAAACUCCUCUACGGCAAAGUCAAGUCUCAGCAGCUGGCGAAAGAAGACGUCCACGCGGUGUGCGGCGUCCUGAAGGAUUUCCUGCGGAACCUGAGCGAACCGCUCCUGACCUUCUCCCUGCACGCGCAUUUUCUGGAUGCUGCCGAUAUCCUGAAUGAAAGUGACAGUAAGUGUGAGAUCUGUCAGGCGGUCCAGGAGCUCCCCCCCGCUAACAGAGACACGCUGGCCUUCCUCAUCCUGCACCUGUACAGAGUGAUGCGGAGUCCGGACUGUCAGAUGGAUAAGAUCAACCUGUCUCGUGUGUUUGGGCCGACGAUCGUGGGUCAUUCUGUUCCUGACCCCAGCCCCCUAGUGAUCAUGCAGGACACCCCCAGACAGGCCAAGGUGAUGUCUCUGUUGCUGUCGCUGCCCUGCGGAUUCUGGAAUCAGUUCUUGUCCAAUAAUCAGGAGAAUCAGAACUGCGAUUCUUUGAGUGCGGCACAAGAUCGUCUGUUCCGUCCGGUCACCUCCCCUGAGAUCACCAACUCACUCGCUGUUCCUCUGAAACACAAAGGGCAGUCUCCUUACUUAACGGAGUCUACAAGCAAGAGCGAGCUGCCAAAGAAGCCGGGAAGACUUUUCACUUCUCCUAAUGCCUGAAGGAGUUAACGCUUCCUCUUCUGCCGCUGUCACCUGUUCACUGUGCACCCACCGACCGCCACCUCUUACACCUUUAUACACCCGCUCACUAUCACGUGUGUUUGUACUGUACGUCUGCGGACGACACGUUAUGUACUGAGAACCUCCCUGUACAGGAGGGGAUCCCAAUAAUUAUUAAAAAUACUACAUAUUAUAUUUAUAUAUUUAUAGGAAAUAAAUUA